AAUUAAUAGUUUAGGAUUUUUAUUUAAUUUGUUUAGAGCCUCUCAAGUUCUCAUUUUUCAUCUCCCUCCCUUUGUUGUACUCUAGACUCUUCUCACCAUUUCUAUUCACUCAAAAAAAAAAAAAAAUUCAUAACACACACACACACACACUAUACACAUUAUUAUAGUAUAUGCUUGAAUACAACCCCUUCACUUUGUUAUUAUUAUUUCAUAAUUCACAUAAUGAAUUAUCCAAAUACUUCCACUAGCCAUGUAACAGAGGAAAACCAAGAAGAUGAACAAAUAACUGAAAUCAGAGAAAUCCAUGCCUUAACACCACAACCCACCAACCAUGGCCACAACCACCGUUCAUCUUCUGUGUCCAUAACCAGCACCACAGAAAGUGAUCAGAACUUCACAACCAUGAGCAGAGAAUUCACUGCUCUUGUUCUAGCAGGACAAACCAUUGAUCACAACAACAUAAGCACUCCACAUGAACAUGAAGCUGUUAACAACAACAACAACAACAACAACUUGGGGAGAAUUGGAGAAGAUGAUAUGAUGGUAGAAACAAACCCUUUAGCGAUUGUUGCUGAUAACAACCCUUUAGAGUUAAACCCUGUUGCAUCUCCUACUAGAAGAAGAACUAUGAAUGAUGGUGUUGGUGCACGUGUGAGUGAAGAACAACACGUGUCGGUUCAGAGGGUGAAGAAGGAAGAAGUUGAUACAAAGAUAUCAGCUUGGCAGAAUGCUAAGGUUGCUAAGAUUAAUAACAGGUUUAAGAGGGAAGAUGCUGUGAUCAAUGGUUGGGAGAAUGAACAGGUUCAGAAAGCUACUUCUUGGAUGAAAAAAGUUGAGAGGAAGCUGGAAGAGAAAAGAGCAAAAGCGUUGGAGAAAAUGCAAAACAAAGUAGCAAAAGCACAUAGAAAAGCAGAGGAGAGAAGAGCAUCAGCAGAGGCAAAAAGGGGAACUAAAGUAGCCAGAGUUCUUGAGAUUGCUGGCCUUAUGAGAGCAGUUGGAAGACCUCCUUCCAAAAAAUCUUUCUUCUAAGUUUUUUUAUUUAUUUUUUAUAUUUUAAUUUUGAAAAACACAAUUUUAGAUACAAGAAGGGAAAACAUAAGAAAAAAGGGAAGAUAAUAUUAUGAGCAUAAUAGAUGUCAUAGUCAAUAAGAGAUCCUUUUUAGAAAAAGUAGUUAAAGGGUGCAAAAGGGUUUGCAGUGAGAAUUAUAUAAAAAUAGGAAGAUAAGGAGAUAUGUAUCAUAUAUAUAGUUACUGAAAAAUAAACCAAUUGAAGUCUUUAUAUGUGAUUGAUUAGUGUUUGAAUGCGGUGAGUAAAGGAAUGAUAACGUGUAUUAAGUUUUAUAUUGA
Messenger RNA from Cicer arietinum (chickpea), 1347 nucleotides. Its product is annotated as remorin 4.1-like. Lineage: Eukaryota; Viridiplantae; Streptophyta; Magnoliopsida; Fabales; Fabaceae. The record is from RefSeq and is a predicted model, not a curated record.